Messenger RNA from Castor canadensis (American beaver), 1890 nucleotides. The record is from RefSeq and is a predicted model, not a curated record. NCBI's taxonomy places the organism in Eukaryota, Metazoa, Chordata, Mammalia, Rodentia, Castoridae.
GGGACUCACUACUUCACCUCUGGCUCCCUGGGGGGCGUGUUUGACCUUCUCUACCAGUUCAGCCGAGAGGAGCUAAAGAACUCAGGCUUAAGAGAAGAAGAAACCAGAAAGUGUAUCCAAAUUGAAACAGAGAAACGUAUUCUUUUUGUUAAGAAAACAGAAGUGGAACACCGGUGCACCACUAACAAGCUGUCAGAAAAAUAUGAAGGUUCACUUGUACAGGGAGCAGAGAAAUCCAUAUCCCUGGUUCAAGGAGGAAGGAGUGAGUUUGCAGCAGCUUUGGCAUGGGAGAAAGGCAACUCAGGUCCAGAGGAGAAAGUCUUUACGGAGUGGCUAGAAUCAGUGAAGGAAAAUCCUGCUGUGAUUGACUUUGAGCUUGCUCCCAUUAUGGACUUGGUAAGAAACAUCCCCUGUGCAGUGACAAAACGGAAUAACCUCAGGAAAGCUUUUCAAGAAUAUGCAGCCAAGUUUGAUCCUUGCCAAUGUGCUCCAUGCCCUAAUAAUGGCCGUGCCACACUCUCAGGGACCGAAUGUCUGUGUGUGUGCCAGAGUGGUACCUAUGGGGAGAACUGCGAGAGGCGAUCUCCAGACUAUAAAUCUAAUACAGUGGAUGGGAACUGGGGUUGCUGGUCUUCCUGGAGCACAUGCAAUGCUGCUUAUAAGAGAUCAAGAACCCGAGAGUGUACUAACCCUGCCCCCCAACAGGGAGGGAGACAUUGUGAGGGCAAGCAGCGGCAAGAGGAGGACUGCACAUUUUCAAUAAUGGAAAAUAUUGGGCAACCAUGCAUCAGUGAUGACGAAGAAAUGAAAGAGGUAGAUCUUCCUGAGAUAGAAACAGAUUCAGGGUGUCUUCAGCCAGUUCUUCCAGAAAAUGGAUUUAUCAGGAAUGAAAAGAAACUGUACUCAGUUGGGGAAGAAAUUGAAAUUUCAUGCCUUACUGGAUUCAAAGCUGUUGGAUACCAGUACUUCAGAUGCUUACCAGACAGAACGUGGUGGCAAGGGGAUGUGGAAUGCCGACGGACAGAGUGCCUCAAGCCAGUUGUGCAGGACAUCCUGACACUCACACCAUUUCAGAGAGUAUAUAAAAUUGGUGAAUCCAUUAAACUGACCUGCCCAAAAGGCUUUGCUGUUUCUGGGCCAUCAAGGUACACGUGCAAGGGGGAUUCCUGGACACCACCCAUUUCAGAAUCACUGACCUGUGAAGAAGAUAUUCUGACAAAAUUAAAGGGCCAUUGUCAGCCUGGACAAAAACAAUCAGGAUCUGAAUGCAUUUGUAUGUCUGCAGAAGAAGACUGUAGCCAUUAUUCCGAAGAUAUUUGUGUAUUUGACUUCAGUUCCAGCCAUUACUUUACUUCAUCUGUUUGUAAGUUUUUGGCUGAGAAAUGUUUAAAUAAUGAGCAACUCCAUUUUCUACAUACUGGUUCCUGCCAAGAUGGUCUACAGCUAGAAUGGGGUCUUGAAAGGACAAAACUUGCAUCCAAUAGCACGAAGAAAGAAGUUUGUGGCUUCAACAUCUGCUAUGACUGGGAAAAAUGUUCAGCUUCUACUUCCAAUUGUGUCUGCCUGUUACCUCCCCAGUGUUUCAAGGGUGGAAACCAACUCUAUUGUGUCAAAAUGGGAUCAUCAACACAUGAGAAAACUGUGAACAUCUGUGAAGUGGGAGCUGUGAGAUGCGCAAACAGGAAGGUGGAAAUUCUCUACCCUGGGAGGUAUGCUAGGUGGAAGAGCGCAGUGAGGAGCGCCCCGCACUCCCCUCGGCCGCAGGGUGAAGCUGGGGUCCCGGGGACCGGCUGCAGCCUCUGCUCUGCUGACACCGAGGCCUCGCUGCAGCUGCCCAGCGUCCGGCCCAGCCGCGAAGCAUGGACGAACCCCUCCGCCCCACCACGAUGA